AUGAAAUUGAACCACCUGGCCCUUCCUAUCCCUUAUCCCUAUGUAAAGUAUGAGACCCCACAUGAAAUUUAAUUGUCUGGUCCUUCGAAAAUUCUUUGUACACAGUCAUCGGGACGCGGGGGCACGGGGGGGAGAGGGUGAGGGGGGUAGUGUAUAAAUAUAUGACAUUCCAAUAGAAAUUUCUUAUUCUUAGCUUAAUGUUUUUGGUUGGUUAAGUUAGUGACUAGUAGUAGUAAUUAACUAAGAUGUUGGAGCAACAUGAAGAAGUUGAGUUGGGUGAAAUGGAGUUGGAAAUUAAUAGUAACAUGGUUAAUCCUUCGAUAAGUUCACCUGCUUCAACUUGUUGGCAAAUUCAGCAGGUAUGGGAGCCUGAUGAUAUGCUCCAUUUUGAUUGUUCUCCAAUGGAGUACUUCCCUCUCUGGACUCACUCUUGGAGUCCUCCUCCUUGUCAUCAUCCUCAUCAUCAUGAUCAUCAUCAAGAAUCUGCAAGAAUGGAAAGGGCAAAAUCUAAAGCUCAUUUUGAACGGCUACUAGAUGAAGCUAUCGACAAAGCGGCGGAAGAAUUUUUAAGGAAAUUUUGGAAGGAACUUAGAGAGCAAAAAAAUAUCAUUGAUGUGAGGUUUGAAGAAAAGGCAUAUACUGCUGGUACGAGUCAGGUGUCUCUGUCAAUGCUGAGUAUGGAGACAAAAUCUGAAAAUCCUGGCUGCCGCAAACCAGUGCAAAUAGUAGAUGAAAGCCCGAAAUUCCAGUGUAUGCAGUUAGAUGCAAAAUCUCCAGCAGAAGAGUCUCCACUUCAUAUUGUACCAAGUCGGGGAGAUUGUGCACUGCCUGUUCCAUUUCAACAACGAUCCAUCACAGAACAUGUAAACCUGAAGAGGAAAGUCGAUACUGGUCCUUCAGGUCAGGACAUUACCAUCUUUGAAUUAUGCAACAAGCAGAAAAUGAACAAGAAAUACAAAAAGACUUGGAGAAUUGGUGAUUCAGUUAGUUUAGAGGAUCUUAAAGAGCUGUUUGGCAAGAAACGUGAAGACGCUGCAGAAAGCCUUAACGUUAGUAUCUCCACAUUUAAGCGAAUUUGUCGGGAACAUGGAAUCUCCCGGUGGCCGUCUUCCAAAAUAAAGAGAGAAAGACUUUUACUCUCCAGUUUAAGCUGCAAUGGAACUGACCGAGUAGCUGCUAACACACAAAUGCGUAUAACCAAAGGCCUAACUGCAUUGGCAUCAACCUUUUCAGUCAAAUGCAAUCAGCAGAAAUCACGGAGUUCGAAUUUAUCAGUAAAUGAUGAAAAUGGUACAUCAUCAAAUGGCAAUCUUCUAGAAAAGAAUGAAAACAGUGACAGGGAAAACAUUAUGAUUCAAGUGGAAGACUCAGCGAAUCAAGAACUCGUGUACAUACCACAGGAAUUUGGGCCUGCCUGUGAUAGUCUCAUCCCUGAUGUUCCCACCAUACUGUCUCGGUUACCUCGAGAAAGAAUGCCAGCUGAAGAUGCUACACAAUUAAUAUCUUCUGCACCUGGCCAACAGGGGGAACGUAUUGCAAGACAAAUAGAUAUGACUAGUGAGAUUAGUCAAUUGGAGAAACAACACUUGGGAGAGGAAAGGUUCAAAUGUGAUCUCUCUGUUGAAGACUCGUCAUCAUACGAUUCCAGAAAUGUUUCAGAGCCAAUUCAGGGUCAUGCCAUCGUGGAUUCUACUCAUAUGGAAGUUCAACCUUUUCUUGAAUCAGUAUCAACUCAGCCAUUAAACUCAUUUUCCUGCCAUGAGAACACCGCAAAGAACACAAAGCUGCUUUUCAACAAUUUGAUCAUGUCAACUCUGGAAGAUCUAAUCGACCCUGAAAACGAAACUUCCAUGACUAAAGCAUUGCCCAUCCUAGCAGACAACCUCUCUUUGUUCUCCGAAGAACAAGCCGAACAAAUACUUGAACUCUCAGUCUAUUUUCCUACUCUCGUGCAUAGCUGGAGAGAAUUUUCUCGAUCCCAAACGUACAAUCAAAAGUCCUUAGCUGAAACGGGGAAAAUUAGAGAUUUGGCGGAGACAUCGGUGAAAGAUGAAGAGAGUCUUAGUAUCAGAUACGAAGAACUCGAAAGAAAGGAACAGGAACUGAUGGCACAAUUGGAAGCAGUGCAGAAAGAGAAGGCAGGGAUAGCUGAACAAAGGAGUGAAAAGUCCAAGCAGACCAAACACUUGGUUUCUUUGGCAGAAGAAAAAGCAGCUAGUAGUACCAAAGAGAAACACAUGAUAAAAAUAGCCACCACCAAGCUGAACAACGUAGUUGAUCAAUGGACUAAAAUACAAUCUUUCUUUACCUAGAUUUGCUAGUAAAACUCAAUUAGGUUCCACAAUAUUUGUUAUUUAUUUCAUAAUGUUUCAUCCUAGUAGUUGUACCAAGAAAGAACCUUUAUUCAAGGUCCACAGCUAUACAAAUGUAACACCCCGAGUCUGUACUCUGGACGCUUCAA
This is a messenger RNA of Capsicum annuum, 2461 nucleotides long. RefSeq lists its product as uncharacterized. Gene Ontology annotation, molecular function: DNA-binding transcription factor activity. Lineage: Eukaryota; Viridiplantae; Streptophyta; Magnoliopsida; Solanales; Solanaceae. Bases 246 to 2312 code for a protein of 688 amino acids. The transcript is spliced from 7 exons. The record is from RefSeq and is a predicted model, not a curated record.